AAACACUACACACUUGUAUGCUGAAUAAUAGCAUACCCACCUUGGGUCUGCUAAAUAUUAAAUUUGUGAUUUCUGAUUGUUUAUGUUGUUCGAAGAAAAAAUCAAUUAAACACUACAGAAACAGUGGACAGCGAUGUGGCUUGACUGGUUCUUUCCCAUCGAGAUGCUCGUUGUAGGUUUGAGUGGUGGUGUUGCAACUGGAAAGAGCACAGUCUCGAGUGUCUUCAGAGCUCACGGAGUUCCAAUCAUCGAUGCGGAUCAAGUGGCUAGGCAAGUUGUCGUUCCUGGAACUUCUACCUACAACCGACUGCGAAAAGAAUUUGGAGACGAGUAUUUCGACGAUGAGCACGGGGGCGUUUUGCGACGGGAUAAGCUGGGAAAACUGAUUUUCAGCAAUCCAGAGAAGCGGAAGGCAUUGAAUGGAAUCACUCAUCCAGCGAUCCGUUGGGAGAUGUUCAAGCAAUUUCUGACACUGCUGAUCACUGGAACAAAGUACAUCGUCUUCGAUACUCCACUCCUCUUCGAAAGCGGAUAUGACAAAUGGAUUGGAACUACGAUCGUUGUUUGGUGCGACUUUGAGCAAGAAGUUGAACGAAUGGUGACUAGGGACAACAUUUCUCGAGCUGAUGCGGAAUCAAGAAUUCAUGCUCAAAUGGACAUUGAAGAAAAAAAGAAACGCGCCAAGAUCGUCAUCGACAACAAUGGAAACAUCGACGAGCUCCGGGAGAAAGUAAAACACGUCAUCGCUCAAUUGGACAAGUCGUGGAAACCAUACAUUUUCCGAGUUGCAUUCGGGAUCAUCCUCGGCGUCGUUCCAUACUACUUCUUCAAAUAUAUCCGAUCUUAAGCUUGUUCUACUGUAUAUGUACAUGAAAACUGUGAUUGAUUGUGAUCAAGAUUUAUUUAAUUAAAAAUCACUAUUUUGUAAAAAUGUUUAAAAAAAGAGCAUUUGGAAAUAAAUGUAGACUAUCUUG
Messenger RNA from Caenorhabditis elegans, 974 nucleotides. RefSeq names its product Dephospho-CoA kinase (gene T05G5.5). Gene Ontology annotation, biological process: coenzyme A biosynthetic process. Bases 134 to 847 code for a protein of 237 amino acids. Gene Ontology annotation, molecular function: dephospho-CoA kinase activity; ATP binding. The record is from RefSeq and is marked reviewed. NCBI's taxonomy places the organism in Eukaryota, Metazoa, Nematoda, Chromadorea, Rhabditida, Rhabditidae. The transcript has 6 exons.